ACGAUUAUGUACAUACAUUACCAAGUGGUUUCGAUUUCUAACUUGAAUAUUUUAACGUACAGACAAACAGAUACAUAGACAAACUGAUUAAUCAGAAUAUCAAUGAUAAAAAAUGUCACUGCUAUAGAGUGACACGAUAUCAUAUUAGCUAUUGUUAGAAGCUACGUGUAUGACUUUAAUAACACUAUUUCACUUAUAGGCUGUUGGUGUAUUCGCCAGUGAUUCUCAUUUGAUUUCCUCAAGAAAAAUAACUGGUUUAUCUUAUAGCACUCAAUCUGCUUCAGUUUCUUCUUGAACGUUGUAUGGAACAGACGUAAGAUGUGGAAGACUACGACGGUUAUACUUGUUCUAUCUAUUGGUCUAUAUCAUCUUAUAUUUCAAUAUGAACUCGUGAAGCCAAAUUUGCCAGAAACUUUUUGGGGACCGGAAAAGAAUAAAGCAGCUUCGAAGGACGUUCGACCGUUCAAGAUCGACGUACCAAAAUCGGUCAUCGAUGAUUUAAAUAAACGUCUGGAGAAUCCAAGAUUGAAUGUAGAACCAUUAGAAGGCGCAGCUUGGACUUACGGUUUUCCAGCUCCUUAUUUAAAAAAAAUUAUUGCAUAUUGGCAUAAUAAAUAUAACUGGACCGAGAGACAAUCACUCCUCAAUAAAUAUCCACAAUUCUACGUUCAAGGAGGUGACUGGGGUGCUGUUAUAACAUCUUCAAUGGCUGUUCUUUAUCCAGAAAAUGUCAUUGGAUUACACUCGAACAUGUGCAUUUAUAAUAAGCCAUUAAACUUUUGGAAUAUUCUUGGAAUGUUCCUUCCUUCUCUUGUUGUUGAAAAACAAUAUGAACAUAGAAUGUAUCCAUUCAAAGAUCAUUUUUAUCGACUAAUGGAGGAAACUGGAUAUAUGCAUUUACAAGCUACCAAACCAGACACAAUCGGUCUUGCAUUGACGAAUUCACCAGUGUCGUUAGCAGGAUACAUACUUGAGAAAUUUAAUACAUGGACGAAUCCCGAAUAUAAAAAUAGAAAAGAGGGUGGUCUACUUGAAAAGUUUACUUUGGAUGAACUUUUGGAUAAUGUCAUGAUAUACUGGGUGACCGAUUCCAUGACAACUAGUGCGCGUCUUUAUGCUGAACAAUUUACACACAAGUAUAGAGAUUUACAAAUCGAUGAAUUACCAAUCGAUGUACCGUCAGCAUGUGCCAUAUUUCCUCACGAACUUGCGUAUACUCCAGAAAAAAUUCUUCGAAUGAGAUAUUUGAAUUUGAUUCAAUUGAAUCACAUGCCUGGAGGUGGUCAUUUCGCAGCCAUGGAAGAACCUGUUAUAUUUGCAGAUGACAUAUACGAUUUCGUCGGCAAAAUUAUGGAACAGUCAAAGAACGAAGAUAGAAAGAAGACAGUGGUUACUGAACAGGAUAAUAAGAAACCUAAGAGUACAUAAAAAAGAGACAAUUCCAAGUUUUCUUUGUUUUUUACGAACAUUACUAGAUAUUUUAUAAUAUGUAAAAUAUAUAUAUAUAUAUAUUAAUAAAUAUUAAUAUAUAUAAUAUAUAUUAUAUA
Molecule: messenger RNA, 1547 nt
Organism: Vespula pensylvanica (western yellowjacket)
Lineage: Eukaryota; Metazoa; Arthropoda; Insecta; Hymenoptera; Vespidae
Product: juvenile hormone epoxide hydrolase 1-like
Exons: 7
Coding region: 319-1428 (369 amino acids)
Biological process (GO): epoxide metabolic process
Molecular function (GO): epoxide hydrolase activity
Source: RefSeq, a predicted model, not a curated record